Messenger RNA from Anthonomus grandis grandis, 3590 nucleotides. RefSeq names its product store-operated calcium entry regulator STIMATE-like. The coding region runs from base 200 to 1120 and encodes 306 amino acids. Lineage: Eukaryota; Metazoa; Arthropoda; Insecta; Coleoptera; Curculionidae. The transcript has 6 exons. The record is from RefSeq and is a predicted model, not a curated record. Gene Ontology annotation, cellular component: membrane.
CCGCUUCUCUAUACUUUUCUGUUUUGUGGCACUCAAAUUGUCAGAACCGUCACCCCAGGUUAAAAAAUUAAUAUUAAAAAUUCCUGUUAUUUAUUAAACAAACUGUUUAAUUUUUUCGGGCACAUAAUAUGUAAAUAAUAAAAACAUAUGAAAUCCUAUAAGUACAAGAUAUCAAGUGGCUACUACAUUUUAUUUUGCAAUGAACACUACCUCAUUAGAUAAAGUAAAGGUUGAAAUCCAUGCCACCCACCUUCAUUGUUCCAAAGAUGCCUUGACUGAUAAUUUUGGAUGGUUUUUGCAAGUCUUACUGGCCUCUUUGGCUUUUACAUGUCUUAUUGCAAAAAGAUUUUGUGAGCCUCGUAUACACAGAAGAUCAUGGCAGAUUUGGUUCUAUGACACAUCAAAACAAGGCAUGGGGGCGAUGGCUAUUCAUUUAGCCAAUGUUUGGCUCGCAGGACAAUACCAAGGAGAUCCAUGCACUUGGUAUUUAAUCAAUUUUCUCUUAGAUUCUUCUUUGGGCCUAUUAAUAAUUUUCAUAGGCAUAAAAACCUGUCAAUGGUUGUCAAAACGAGGAAAUGGAUGGGAAGCGAUUAAUUUUGGGGAAUACGGCAAACCGCCCCAAGUGAACGCGUGGCUAACGCAAUGCUGUUUGUAUGUAGGCCUUAUGAUGAUAGUUAAAGUGUCUAUAACACUAUUUAUGCAACUGGACUUUUGGGAAAACGUCAAGGAUUUCAUACUAACCCCCAUCAAUAAUCCUAAAGUUGAGCUGGCGUUCGUUAUGCUCAUUAUUCCAUUUUUUGUUAACAUGUUAAUGUUUUGGGUAACAGACAAUUUCCUGAUGUAUCGGGAUCCGGCGACGGUAGCAGCGGAGAGACAGUGGAGGCGAAGGCGGGACAGUUGCGAAGUAGGUCUUUUACAGAAGGUUAAAAUUAAGUAUAGGGACCAUGUGGCGCGCAGAUUAUCAGUAACGACGCCGACACUGAUUGGCAGCAGAAAAAAGAAAAAAUGCGAGGAAGCUAGUAGUGAAAGCGAUGUCCUUUUGUCUGCCGAUGACGAUCUUAUAGAUGCGGAGAACGUGGCCAUAGUUAGGACAGGAUCGACGUGUAUCGUUCACACCUAAAGGAAUAAAAAUGCUCAGGAUCCGAUUACUUAAUAAUUCGAACGAUAAUAUUUCUUUUCCUUCUUGUACCAAAGGUUUUAAAGAAUUCUUUAGAAUGUUGUACCAAAAUCGACUAUAGCUAGAAACAAAAAUUUGAUGUUUAAAAUUUCGAGAUUAACAAUAAUUAAGCAUAUUAAAUUCUAUAUUUUUAUAAUUCUAGGCUGUUGACUUUUAAGUGGCAUUUUACUUAGAAUAUUUUAAAGUUAUUAUUUUUUUAAAUGAUUUAUUUAUAAUGUAAAUUAAGCUGUAUCUCCAAGACUUGUUCAAUCUAUCUCACACAGAGAGUGAGAAACGGAGUUUUUCGUAAAGUCAGUUCAAGUUCAAAAGUGUUUAUACUGUACUAAACUUGUACAGGGUUGUUUCUCAGCCAUAAGUUCUAACUAUGUAUAUAAGGACGUCAAAACUCAUGCAAUAUAUUCAAUAUUUGCUUAAAAAUCUGGUUACUCAUAAUGUUAUUCUAUCUAGAAUGAUCAACUUUAAUUGGUAGUAAAAUAUAACUGUAGUAACCAAGCAGUACUGUUUCCAAAAGUAUACAAAAGUUACACAAGCGUUAUGAACGAUCUGACUUUCAAUGUUUGUGCUGGCCUUUAUGCAAUAAUCGGCAGUUUGUGGUACCAUUUGGUGCCUAAGUUCCCAUUUGAGCUAAUAACCAGAAUUGCAGAAUCAUAUGGGAACGAAUUAUAUGGUACUCCAAUUACUAACGUAAUCCUUUAAGGAGUUUCGUGUGGCUUUGAUAUUUUAUCCAAGAACUUCUCAGGCUAUUUUAAAGAUCAUUCGUGAGCGCCAAUUUCGGUAUUGUAUUUGGGAAUGAUACAAGUUAAAUACAACGUCACGUUUAUUGGCUACAUUCAUGUUGGUUUUACACAUAUAUUUCAGCAUUCUGGAAGAUCUUACUUUAAAUGUAUUUUUGGUGGUCACAGAGCUGAGUCAUCUUGUUAAAUGUAUUUUAUGGUAUCUUAAUUCUCAGCUUGUCAGUUACAGCUUUAUAUCUAUAAGUGCUCUUCACAAUCAUAUUUUUUUACUGCACAAUCUUUCUCUCGUAAUGUAGAGUAAAUAAGUCAGUUAAUAAAACUGAAUCUUGUUUGUCCCAACAUUCCUACAUUAUUAUGUCUUUUUCAAGGUUAGAAGUGUUCUCCAGUAAUAAGGUGUUUUAGUUAUAAAAAACACAUAAGAUAGUCACAAUAGGUACAGAAACAUCGCUCUUUUUAUACAAACACCUUACCGUGUAAUGUGUUUUGUAACUAAAACCCUUGAAAAAUAGAUACUAAAUGUUGAAACACUAGGGAAACUAAGAAGAGUUUUUUUUAGAAGCAAAAUUAUGAAUAAAUUUUCAUUUGCUGUAGUCAAUAUAUAAUCUAGCUGAUAGACAAACGUAAGUCAAAAAUUGCCAAAUCUGAUAAUCUACUGAUAAUUUGUAAUUGUAAAAGAUGAUGAUAUUUAUUGAGAAAUCCUAAAAAUUAAAUACUACUAGGAUAUCCUAUGCUGUUUCACUUGCAGGCCACUCAAGGUAUAUUUGUUUAAAACUUGGAAGUAUUAAAUGCCCCAGAUCACUUUUCUAUUUCUUUGAUAUUACUAGUCUUUGUGAACAACAUUUUUUGGUACCAUAAUACCAAAGUUGUUCCACGCCUAGAAAUACAAAAUCAUUACAUUACAGUGGAAGCACAUGAAAGAUUGAAGUGCUGUAGGUCUACGUGGACCAUUUAUUUGAUAAAAUUAGCAGUACAGCCCAGAUAAGGGAGUAGUAGAAGUUAAAGUAACAUGUGCUGCUUUUAAGUUUUGACGUCCUUAUAUAAAACAUCCUCUAUUCUUGUUGUAUAAAAAUGUGGCCAAAUAGGCAAUGAAUUCUGAUUACAAACAUGUGACCAUGUUCAUUGUUGUGAUUGAUUCGAGUUGUUACCGUUCAUAAUCAAAGUGAUAUUAUUAGAAUAAUAUAUUAAAUAAUCUGAUAUAAGGGCGUAGUUUAGGAUUACUAUAUUAGCGAAUACUCUAGAUUUUACUGACGCUAGUGUAUAUAAAUAAGGCUAGCGAUUUUAUGCAUUGUUAGAUAGACUUUUCAUAUUUGAUAAGAGAUCUUUUAUAGCCUAAAUAAUGUUAAGCUGCUGUGUUCAUCCGCAUUGCUCAUUUAUAUACAUGGUGUCUAAUUUUAGACUAAGUUAAAUAUUUAAAUAAUAUUUUUUGUCAUUAAUGGAAUGCAUUUUUUAGUUUCUAAAUUAUUUCUCUUGCAUAACAACUUAAAAUAAUGUGACUAUAAAAUUCGGAGUUGAGUAUUUUUUUUUUAAAUGUAGGAAACAUAUGUUACAUUAAGCAAUGUUUUUAGGCCCUAUUGAAAAAGGUGAGCCUAUAUAUAUUGACUCAAUAGGAAACGAAUAUCAUCACUAUAAUUAUUUAUCAUUACUCUAGAAAUAAAUAAAAUAUAUUUUUGCUAAACAUA